GUUUGAGGUGAACCGUAUGAAAGGGUCAUUCUACACUCAAAGGAGUCAUGACCCACAGGUUGAGAACUGCUACUGUUAAUCAUGUGUGUGUCCCCACUGGUUGCAUAGGGAAGGUGAACAGAUUAGACAUACAUGGCUUUAGUCUUCCUCCUUUAACAAACAUAGUAUUGAGAGUUUCAAUCUGACAGGAAAGUCAACUGUUUUUACAAUCAAAGGACAUCCAACUUAAUCUAUCAUCCAUCAAAAAGUGUGUCUGCUAGGAUACAGGAGCUCAACAGAAGAGAAACAAAAACCGAAACAAAACAAGCAAACAAAAACCAAACAAAUCCACCUUGGAGGGUUGAUAGAUGUCCCAUGAACUACACUGGUGGAAAAAUUUCUCUGUGUAUUUGAAUGAGGAAGAGAAACCAAGUGGAAAUGAAACCACAUGUGACAGAGACAUGCACAACUGGAUGGGCUGGAACAGUGAGCUGAUGGAUUCUCUGCCUGUGCUGUAUUUCUGCAAUGAAUGUAGACAAGUGAUUACCAUACACAUGAUGGCCUUAGAUCCAAAGAAACAGAGUUGGCGCAGUGAGGUGUCAAGUUCAAAGAAGACCCUGAAAAGAUCUAAGCCCGAUUUGAGCCAAAGCCUUGGGAGGAAGUUGCAACUGCCCUGGAGCCAAAUGCAUCCUGCAAACAGCCAAGUGGAAGAUCUCACACAGAAGCCGUUUGUAAAGGGUUCCCAGGUGGCUACAACACAGCAAACUUUGAGACUUCAGACUCCCAGCGCUCAUCUUCCCAAUGAUCCAUCCCAGGAAGGUGAACAUAUGACAAUGUUUCUAGAAGAAAAGGAGUUAUUGGAGACUCAACAAAACCAGGAUUUGGAAGUGGACUGGCAAAUAUCGUUUGACAGAGCGAUAAGCUCAGCUGCAAGCUCCUUUCCAUCCAUUGGAGAAGGGUAUUCUGCUCGGUGGGGAUUUUUUUUUCAGACACGUGGUGACUGAUGCUUGUGUCUCCGGAAGAAAUUUUGACCCCACUGUUGUACUGUGUUGGGAGAUCUGGAUUCCAGAACGUUCACAUGGAUUUCUCAGUGAUCCUAAUUUGCCCCUGUGAGCCUUCCUUUCACCCCACCACAAGGAGGAACAGUGAACCUCGUCUUCACUGAGAAAUGUGCUCUUCAUGCAGGCAACCAAACCAAAGAAAGAGAUGACCAGAUCUGUGUUAUGGAUCACUCCAGUGCUGAUUGGUUGGGGGAAAAGACUCCCCCAUGCUUGUCUUUUCAUUUUGAAAGGAUCAAUGGCUAUAAGCGUAUUAAGUUAUACUCUUGAUGUCAGAGAUUUUGUAAUCUAGUUGCAAGGUAAGAAGUCUGUGUAACGAGUUGACUUAAUAUCCGCAUAGGUGAAGUGGAAAGAGACUGGAUGGGCACACAAGUCUGCUUUCCUGGGACUUGGUUUUGAUCUGGAGUGAUCUCCCCCUUGGUGACCCCUUGGCUGGUUACUAAUUCUAAAUAGUUGUUUGGCAUUCUUUC
Molecule: messenger RNA, 1507 nt
Organism: Mus caroli (Ryukyu mouse)
Lineage: Eukaryota; Metazoa; Chordata; Mammalia; Rodentia; Muridae
Source: RefSeq, a predicted model, not a curated record